Dibothriocephalus latus is the source of this 576-nucleotide messenger RNA. Lineage: Eukaryota; Metazoa; Platyhelminthes; Cestoda; Diphyllobothriidea; Diphyllobothriidae. The record is from the annotation of a GenBank genome assembly.
AUGGACGACGACUUCGGCUUCCACCCAACAAAUCUACGUCGUUUUCUCGCACGCCUUGAGUCAGACUGGCGAGAGCGCAUGGUCGUUAGUGUGGAACAAACUAAACAACAGGCACCCCGCUUCGGAAACGAUCCCAAAACCGAUAAAUGGGCAUUCUCCAAGCAUGAGAUGCCAUGGCCGCGAUUGGCACCAUACUGUUUUGGUAACUUCUACUUCCUUGGUUAUGAACUCGUGGAGAAGUUGGCCAUCGCUAUGCAUUUUACUCGCCCCAUCCCUAUUGACGACGUCUGGUUGGGCCUGGUGAUGACGAAGUUGGGUCUGCGCUUCCAAUACCGACGUGGCAUUCGUUUAGUCCCUGGAGCCACUGGCACUAGCAAGCGAGACAUUAUAAUGCCGAUGACGGUCUACGAAUACUGUAUGCACCGUAUUCCCUUUAUCGAGGAGGAGUUUGCUCUGCGAAAUCUGUGCUGCUUCUCAGAAAAAAGUGGAUAUUGCUCUAAAAAGGGGAUCAGCUCGCGUUCGUCUAUUUGGUUAACGAGCUUUUACGAUAUUGAGGUGAAGCUGAACGGUGUGUAG